AUGAGGGUCUUUAUCUGCUUCGAGAGCUCCUGUGAGUCUAUUGCUGUCACCUCAGAUCAGACUGUCGGGGCCACGAAGCAGAUGCUGAAGGAUAACUUUCUGGUGCAACUCUCAGAUGACAAACAGCAGCAGUACCUGGAGCUGAGCUACGGUGGUGCAGUGCUGCAGGACAGCUGGGCUCUGUGCGACGUGGGCAUCACAAGUGGCAGUACCAUCCGAUGCCUGAUAAAGAGUGAACGAAGGCCUGUGGUGUGUGUGUUCAAUGCGGUGACAGGAGAAACAUUACCAAUCAUGGGAAGUGAGGCUUUUCUGCACAUGUCCGUUGCUAGUUUGAAAACUGUGGUGUCCAUGCAAAGUGGCCUCCCUGUCAGCACCUUCAGACUGAGCACACCUGCUGGUGUGCAGCUCUAUGACUGCAACCAACUCCAAGACUACGCCAUUGAGGAGGGCAGUACUCUCCGUUUGGACACGUGGGAUGGAUGGGUUCAGUUCCUCCAGGGUUGCCUGCUGGGCCACAGAUUGACGGUCCAGAGCCACCUCUCAGAAAAAAAGCCAGUAAUGAGGUUUCAGCUGCAGGUAGCACUCUAUAUUGCUGCUGCUUUAGGCCACCUGGAUCUGGCUGGCUGGCUGCUGGAGAGGGGGAUGCAUGCUGACAAACCAGUGGGGGUCCAUCCGUACCGCCAGUGGUGCCACCAAACCUCCCACCCAGACACCGGAAAGUGUCCCAUCCACAUAGCUGCAGAGAACAGCCAGCUUCUCAUACUUAAACUCUUUAUCACCAGGAACCUUUCGACUCUGGCUUGUCUGGACCCUGAAGGUCGGGACCCUUUGAAAGUUGCUAUUCAGCAUGGUCGCAGGGAUUGUGUCCGCUACUUAGCCAACAAGCUGUGCUCAGUAGUAUCCCUGUCAAACAUAUCCCUGUCAAUGCGCAUCUACCUCCAGAUAAAACGCUGGGUGAGGUUGGGGCAGAACAGGGCAGCCUCCAAUCGAUGCCAGUACGGCAGUGCUGCGUUCAAAGCCAGGGUGGGGGAUACGUUGCUAGUGGAUGGCUUCAACCAACCAAAUAUGUCGUCCAGAUCCAGGAAAGCUGUGACCAAACCAAGCAGAGCUAUCAAGACCAAAGCGGUGAAGCCGUUACCUCCCAUCUGCAACUUACUUUCAGUAUCACACCUCCCCAGCCUGCAGUCUGUGAGCACCGGUGACUUUAAAGAGAUGCAGAAAAAGCAUAACAUUAUGUCCAAAUAA
Molecule: messenger RNA, 1245 nt
Organism: Anoplopoma fimbria (sablefish)
Lineage: Eukaryota; Metazoa; Chordata; Actinopteri; Perciformes; Anoplopomatidae
Product: protein ANKUB1-like
Exons: 5
Coding region: 1-1245 (414 amino acids)
Molecular function (GO): protein binding
Source: RefSeq, a predicted model, not a curated record